AUGGCGCCCUCGAAUGCGUCUGAGCGACCAUCUCGCCGUGCUCUCGGCAAGCGACGUGCGGCAGACCGCGAUGGAGACGUCAAGAUGGGUGUCGAGAGCAACAACCGCACCGGCAUCGGCAAGACCAAGCGACCACCAAAGGGCCCCAAGGGUGCUCAGGGUGCUCUGAACAGCACGGACAUGCAGCGCAAGAUCCACCGCGCGACUGCAAACGGAGAUGUGAGGAUGAAGGGAGAUGCGCCAGCAAAGACCAGCGGCGGCCUCGAAGAGUUCAAGGUGACGGGAUGGGAGAAGAGCACGGCAGCACAUGACCCCGAUGGCGGCGUGGAGUCGCUGAAGAGAUGGUUGCAAGGCAAGGUGUCACGGAAGCUGGGCUCGGCCUCGAGAAAGGCGGCUCAGUUCAAGAAGUCGCGGGUGGAGGGCACCGCUCUCUACAUCAGCGUGCCUGCCAUCGAUGCCGGACCACUUGCGCGCAUGAAUGGCUUCAAGUGGGCUGGCGUCACCCUCACGAUCGAGAAGGUUGGUGGCUCGGGACAGGACAGCAAGCUAUCUUCCAAGGCAGAGGAGACGAAGCUCAUGCUGCGAAAUGUCCUCGAGCGUCGGUACAACAUACAGACCAAGCUUCUCGACCUCUCAGCGCUCAGCCAGGACGACGAACUCAAGGCUCAAGCGAUCUUCGACUCGAACUCCACCGCCAGCAAGUUCUUCCCCGCGAUGAUGAAGGUCCUCGAGCUCGCCUUCGACACCACCGACGAACUUAAUGCACACGUCGAGAGCGUGUCGCUGGCGAACAACGGACUUGCCGACCUCAAGGCGGUGUCGACACUCUCUGCGACAUUGCCCAAGCUGCACAACCUCGACCUCUCGAACAACAACUUCGCCAAUCUCUCUGCCCUCUCCAUCUGGCGCAAGAGAUUCCUUCACCUGCAACACCUCGUCGUUUCCGGCAACCCGCUCGAGCAGAAUGAGCCAAACUACGCAGCCGAGCUCGUGAAGUGGUACCCGAACCUGCGCGUGCUCAACCAGAUUCAAGUGCGCACCGAAGAAGACAUCAAGAACAAGGCGAGCACCGGCAACUUGCCAUUCCCCAUCCGAAGCCCAAUCUUCCAAGAUGAGGGUCAGAUCGCAGAGAACUUCAUCCGCCAGUGGUUCCUCGGCUUCGACACCGACCGCCCACAGCUGGCACAAAUCUACUACGACGACCAGUCCGACUUCUCAUACGCGGUCAACGUCUCGGCACCACGCGACCCCAACGACACUGUGCAGACUGAGAAGAGCGAGUGGAGCGCGUACAUCAGGAACAGCCGCAAUCUCAAGAAGAUCUCGCAGCUUCCAGCCCGUCAGAAUCGCCUCUUCCGCGGCCCAAAGGCCAUCUCAGAGGUCUUCGCCACCCUGCCCAAGACCAAACACCCAGAUCUUGGUGCUGAGGCGCGCAAGUGGUUGAUUGAAUGCCACAUGCAACCAGGCAUUCCAGAUCCCACCGGCCAGAGUCCCCAAGGUGUCGACGGCUUCGCCAUCUACAUCCACAGCGAGUACGACGAGCUUGACGACAGAACUGGCCAGCCCAACGGCAAGAAGCGCAGCUGCGAUCACUCCUUUCAGAUUGGUCCAGGAGGCCCACAAGGUGUUCGCAUCGUCAGCCACCAAAUCACCAUCCGCGCAUACGGCGGCACUCAAGCACUCGAACCUGAAGCACCCCCACAAGCCGGCCCGCCAUCGCCACCACAACAGGCGGCCGUCGACAUUGAGCUAUACGCGCAGGCUGGUCUCUCGCUCCAGCAGGCCGAGGAGAUUUGUGCGGCUCUGUCGCAGCAGACUGGCAUGACGAUCAACUACUGCAAAGACUGCCUCGAUCAGGUCGGCUGGGAUGCUCCACGAGCACUGGCUGCCUUUGAGGACGUCAAAGCCACCUUGCCGGCCGACGCCUUCGUGCAGAACGUUCCAGUGGCUUGA
Molecule: messenger RNA, 1953 nt
Organism: Zasmidium cellare ATCC 36951
Lineage: Eukaryota; Fungi; Ascomycota; Dothideomycetes; Mycosphaerellales; Mycosphaerellaceae
Exons: 1
Coding region: 1-1953 (650 amino acids)
Biological process (GO): poly(A)+ mRNA export from nucleus
Cellular component (GO): nucleus
Molecular function (GO): RNA binding; protein binding
Source: RefSeq, a predicted model, not a curated record